Anolis sagrei ordinatus is the source of this 2149-nucleotide messenger RNA. The record is from RefSeq and is a predicted model, not a curated record. Lineage: Eukaryota; Metazoa; Chordata; Lepidosauria; Squamata; Anolidae.
AUGGCAAAGUGGACUUAUCUUGCUUCGAUGGAGCUUUUUUCCACCCAUGACAGAUUCAUCCCUAAUUACAAGUGUGAUGACCUGGACAACACAGUUUCUGUUAUCGUGGGUCCCAACCCCCAGUUCUGUCAGUACGUGGACAACAUUUUGAACCUUUACAAAGUCCCACAGCUCAUAUAUGGAUCUGCCCCUGUGAUGACUAACAAUGCCCAAGCUGCUUCACUCCACCGGAUGUUCCCAAAUGAGUACCAUCAGAAUGAGGGCAUUCUGCAUUUGCUCUUGAAUUUCAAGUGGACUUGGGUUGGAGUGCUUUAUAUAGGCAAUGACAGUGGUGAAAAAUUUGUACAUGACAUACUUCCCAUGUUCCAUCAGAACGGUAUCUGCUUUGAUUUUAUAAAAGAAUUACCCCGAGAGUCUUUUUCCACUAAUAUUGAUAAUUUAGUGUUCAAGUAUUAUGAAAUGCAUGGGAUUAUUGCAAGAAGUACCGCCAAGGUUGUCAUCUUAUAUGGUGAGAAUCAAUGCAUAGUGGCUUUGAGAAUGGUCUACCAUGGUGCAGAAUUUGAGGAGAUGCCAUCCAAGAGCCAUGUCUGGAUCAUGACAGCCCAGAUGGAAUUUACAUCGAUUCCUUUUCAAAGGAAUUGUAUCAUGCACUUCCUCCAUGGUACAAUGUCUUUUGCAGUUUCUUCAGAGAAGGUCCCAGGAUUCCAGCAAUUCCUUCAGACCAUGAACCCUGCUUCAGAAAAUCAGGAGAGCUUGAUGAGGAUCUUUUGGGAACUGGUGUUUCAAUGCUCUUUCCCAAGCACUGACUCAAAUGAGGACACUGGAAACAUCUGUAGUGGAGGGGAGAAAUUAGAAACUCUUCCUGGGUCUUUGUUCGAAAUGACCAUGACUGCUCAGAGCUACAGUGUCUACAAUGCUGUCUAUGCUGUGGCCCAUGCUUUGCAAGCUAUGCACUCAUACAAAGUUAAACACAGUGGAAUGCAAGAUGGGAGGGGACAGAUGCAGCAGCAGCUGUGGCAGGUGCAGCCUAUUUCCAUGUGUAAUGAAAAGUGUCAAGAAGGAUAUAGUAAGAUUAAGGUGGAAGGGAUGCCAUUCUGUUGCUAUAAUUGCCUUCCAUGCCCAGAAGGAAAGAUUUCAAAUCAGCAAGAUAUGGAUGACUGUAUUGAAUGCCAGGAAGAUCAAUAUUCAAACAAUGCCAAGGAUUUCUGCAUUCAGAAAAACAGAAGCUUCUUGAGUUAUGAAGAACCUCUGGGGAUUGCUUUGACCACUCUUGCAGUCUCCUUCUCUUUCAUGACCAUCUUGGUGCUUGCAGUCUUUCUUAAAUAUUCAGAUACUCCCAUCGUGAAAGCCAACAAUCGCAGACUCAGCUAUACUCUACUCAUUGCCCUCCUCCUCUCCUUCCUUUCCACUUUCCUUUUCAUGGGUGAACCUCAGAAGGUGACCUGUCUGCUCCGACAGACUGUUUUUGGGGUCAUCUUCUCGGUGGCUGUUUCUUGCAUUUUGGCCAAAACCACCAUUGUGGUUCUAGCUUUCCUGGCCACCCAACCAGGGUCUAGGAUGAGGAAAUGGAUAGGGAGAAGACUGGCCAGCUCCAUUGUCAUUUCCUCUUCCUUUAUUCAAACCAUUCUUUGUACGGUGUGGCUGGCAAUCUCUCCCCCAUUCCCAGAUUUUGACAAACACUCCGUGAUUAAAGAAAUUGUGCUGGAAUGUAAUGAAGGUUCAACCGUUCUGUUUUACUGUGUCCUGGGCUUUAUGGGGAUGCUAGCCCUCAUCAGCUUCACCGUGGCCUUCUUUGCCAGGAAGUUACCAGACAGUUUCAACGAAGCAAAAUUUAUCACCUUCAGCAUGCUGCUCUUCUGUAGUGUUUGGCUAUGUUUUGUUCCAGCCUAUUUGAGCACCAAGGGAAAAUACACAGUGGCUGUGGAGAUCUUCUCCAUCUUAGCAUCUAGUCUUGGUUUACUGGGUUGCAUUUUUUCUCCAAAAUGUUUCAUUAUUUUGGUGCACCCUGCAUUAAACAAGCAAGGACAGCUGAUAGUACAGAAAAGAAAGUGAGACAUGUCACGUCCCAUUCUAAAGAGUGGGGUUUAGUCAAUUGUGAGUGACUGCUUGCUUGGGUCAAUGGACAAUAAAGAAUUGUUUUAAUUUUAAA